GCCGCAUGCGGACUAUUUGAGAAGAUGGUCGUCACUCGAUCGGCGGGGCCUCAGGCCAGAAGCCUAGCCACGUCGGCUGAAAGCUCUCAACCGAAGAAUUCUGCUACUAAAAAAAGUCAACUGCAUCCGAAAGGUGGGAAGGUUACUAGAUCUGAAGAUCCAAGUACUGCUGAAUCACAGACCCAGACUACUAGGAAACAAAGUCCAACCCCUAGAACUCCUAAAACCAGAGAGAGAAAGAGCAGAACGACAGACUCAUUACCAGCAAAGACCAAACCACCCAAUAAUGGAGAGGCCUCUGAAGCAGAGUCAGAAUGUUCCACUGUGUCUGAGCCUCAGGAUACCAUUUUAAGAGUAACGAGGAGGAGGCAGAUUUUAGUGGCAUGUACCCCAAUACCCAGUGUUAGAAAAAGAGUGAAAAAUACUUCAAUAAGUGAGUCUUAUACUGAAGAAGUGCUUUCUGAAGCAGAGUCACAUGUUUCAGGCAUUUCUAGAGUUGUGACUCCCACAGUAUUAACUACAAGAACCAGAAAAAGUAAGGCUAAAAUCCUAGCAGAUGCAAGCCAGGAAUCACAUACAGAGACUAUUUCUGAUGCUGAGUCAUCAUGUUCAGACAUUUCUUCAUUUUCUGGAGUUGCAGUUAGGAGAACCACUAGGAGUAUGCAGAAGAAAUUGCAGGCACAGACUGAGCAAAGAGAUACGAGAAAAGGAAAACAAGCCAGUCAUGCACCUCUCAAAGAAAUAAAACAGAAGAGUUUAGAUGAAGAAGCCAGAGGCAUAAUAGAUGAGGGGAAAGAAAUUAAUGAGAAAAAUUCUCAAUCAGAUAUUUCUGAACAUCAUGACACUAGCAAUCAGCAAUCUGUUUCUCAAAGGCAUUCUACUCCCCAAAACACCAAAACCAUUUCAGAGCACUCAAAUCUGAACUGUGAGACUGUAAUAAAAUCUUUAGCUCAAACAUUUGCAGUAGCAGAAACGGACAAGUGGAAUGAUGAAAGAAAGAACACCAUGAAAACAAGUGAUUUGAUAGAAUUUGAUGAUCGCGAUGAUAGUGAUGAAGACGAGCACACGAUGAUAGGAGUCAGUGAAAGCAUGAAUGAAGAAAGGGAUAUCGAUUUUGAGUGUGAUGCCAAACUCUCGAAGACUGAACUCCAUCCAUCUCAGGAUAAAGAUGAUUCUGUUUUAUUAGUUCUCAGCAGUGAUGAAAGCCAGCAGUCUGAAAACAGUGAGAAUGAAGAGGACACGCUGUGUUUUGUUGAAAGUCAUGGUCAAGGGGAGUCGUUAAAUGGAAACUCAAAGAACAUAUGUGACAAUGCGUUGUUUGUAAUUGACACAACUCCUGGUAUGGGUGCUGAUAAAAAUUUUUACUUGAAUGAAGAAGACAAGGCAAGUGAGAUUGCCACAGAAGAAGAAAAACAAGAAGAAGAAGAAGAAAGCAGUGAAGAAGAACCAUCAGACCAUGACAAAAAUAAAGAGAGUGAGUUUAGUGAUGAAGAUGACUUACUAAAUAGCACGAAGUCUAAACUUUUGAAGUUAACGAGCAGCAGCAUAGACCCUGGUGUGAGUAUCAAGCAAUUGGGUGGUCUGUACAUUAAUUUUAAUGCAGACAAACUACAGUCGAACAAAGCACUAACACAGAUUAAAGAGAAAAGGAAAAAUGAGCUACUGCAGAAAUCCAUCAUUACUCCGGAUUUUGAAAAAAAUGACUGUGUCCCGCCCUAUCGUGAAUCCAAGUAUCAACUUCAGAAAAAACGCAGAAAAGAGCGCCAAAAAACAGCAGGUGAUGGUUGGUUUGGUAUGAAAGCUCCAGAAUUGACAGAUGAACUAAAAAACGACCUCAAAGCACUGAAGAUGAGAGCCAGCAUGGACCCAAAAAGGUUUUACAAGAAAAAUGAUAGGGAUGGCUUCCCCAAGUACUUCCAGAUUGGAACCAUUGUUGACAAUCCUGCUGACUUCUACCAUUCACGAAUUCCGAAGAAACAAAGGAAAAGAACUAUUGUGGAUGAACUGCUGGCUGACUCUGAGUUCAGAAGAUAUAACCGAAGGAAGUACUCAGAAAUCAUGGCCGAAAAAGCAGCAAAUGCAGCAGGGAAGAAAUUUCGAAAAAAGAAGAAGUUCCGUAAUUAAGAUGCACCAAAUCACAAUAUUUCUCCUUUAUUUAUUUACUAAAAGAUGCUUUUAAAACUUGCAGCGUCACAUAAAUUACCUUACUAGACCUGUUAAUAUAGGACUCUUAUUUGGAAAAAAUUUUUAAAUUUGAGAAUAAAUGACAUGCCUGUUGGAAUAAAACAGGUGUGUCUGUCACAGAAGUAUUAGUGUUCGCUAACAUUCAAAAAAUUUACUAUGAUCAAAGAGAUAUAAACAAUAUAUAGGGAUAUGUGUUUUGGGGGUGAUGGUAGACGAAAUGGCAGUUUGUCAUCUGCAAAUCAAGAUCCAGAAAAUGGGUGAAGCUGGGGUACAGAAAGCUGUUGCCAGGGGAAAAGUCACAAUUGAAACUAAAGGAAUGAUAUAGCAAGUGCUGCCAGAGCCCAUGUUGGCAUACAAAGAACUUAAUGAAGCUAUAAAAAGGACUGAAGCAAUGUUUUCCAUCCUUGGCAGCUGAAGCAGAGGAACACUUGGUUUGUCUAAUGUCACUGUUGUGUUCCAAGUGAAGUAAAAUUAUCUCCAUGACAUAAGCAUCUAUGCUGGUUAAGCCGCUUAUGGCACUCAAGGUCCAGAGUGUUGGUCAUAUAUUAAUGCAUUUUGGUGGGUUGUUACACCCUUUAUGUUGUACAUGGGACCUCUACUACCCACAGUGCUACUUGCUUUAAGAUGCAGUAAAUGUGAAAUCUUGUGUUUCAUACUUAAUCCUUGGGAUCGUAAACACCUAGUAAUAGAACUGACAGUAACAUCCACAGGACCAAGGGGAGUGGAUGCAUCUGUUCUUUUAUAGAAAAACUUUUAUUCCAAGACUUGUUUUGCCUGCUGGGUAAGGUAAGGACCCUCUAUGAAAGUGUGAAAUAUUAAAACAAGGGUAACAGUCAAUUUAACUCUUCGUGCAUUCUUCCAGGAGGAGGUACCGUUUGCAAAACAUUCCUUCAACUUAGUAUUCAGAGUUGUCAUUCAGUAUGAUGUUCCUCUUCACACACGGAGAACUGAGGACUGACCGAGAUUUUCUCGGUCACUUAAGAUGUGAAUCAAUUUAUCUGCUGUAUCAUUUUCAUGAUGAUUUCUGAGUUACGAACAGGUUGAAUUACUCAGAAAUGCAAAACUGCAGUUAUGACAAGUAUUUGCAAGAACAUAGUGUGUAUUAUAGGUAUAAAGAGAUUAGUGACCUAUAACCUUUGCCUCAAAGAGCAGCACUAGAGCUUUCUGGCUUGCAAUGCAGUGAUGGGAAAAGAGUACUAAAUCCAAAUCCAGCCUUUUCUUUAACUCAGAGAUUCUCAUGGGUGUUCUGAGUAUUUUAACAUCCAUACAUUUUUUGGUUCUAGAU
Molecule: messenger RNA, 3469 nt
Organism: Condylura cristata (star-nosed mole)
Lineage: Eukaryota; Metazoa; Chordata; Mammalia; Eulipotyphla; Talpidae
Gene: DNTTIP2
Product: deoxynucleotidyltransferase, terminal, interacting protein 2
Exons: 7
Coding region: 25-2124 (699 amino acids)
Biological process (GO): RNA processing
Cellular component (GO): nucleolus
Molecular function (GO): RNA binding
Source: RefSeq, a predicted model, not a curated record